This is a messenger RNA of Salarias fasciatus (jewelled blenny), 5465 nucleotides long. It is a transcript of the gene synpo2la, whose product is annotated as synaptopodin 2-like a. NCBI's taxonomy places the organism in Eukaryota, Metazoa, Chordata, Actinopteri, Blenniiformes, Blenniidae. The transcript is spliced from 4 exons. Gene Ontology annotation, biological process: positive regulation of actin filament bundle assembly. The coding region runs from base 203 to 3748 and encodes 1181 amino acids. The record is from RefSeq and is a predicted model, not a curated record. Gene Ontology annotation, molecular function: actin binding. Gene Ontology annotation, cellular component: Z disc; nucleus; actin cytoskeleton.
CCGGACAGUGUGGCAGGCAAAGAGCAGGUCAGAGCUCUCGAAGGGGGCCCUGACUGCUGACCAUGGGGCCAACGCACUGACGGGGCCCCCUUGCUGAAACACAAGAACCAAAGAGAAAGGGAAAAUAACCACACACCAAAAAAGAAAAAGAAAAGAAAAGAAAAGAAGAAGAAAACUUGAGAAAAAACAAGAAAGCAGAACAAUGGUGGCUGAGGAAGUGAUAAUUACAUUGUCCGGUGGAGCACCAUGGGGCUUUCGUCUCCAGGGAGGCGUGGAACAUCAGAAACCACUCCAGGUGGCUAAGGUACGUAAACGCAGCAAGGCAUGCAGGGCCGGACUGCAGGAGGCUGAUGAGCUGGUGUCCAUCAACGAACAACCAUGUGGAACGCUUUCUCACGCCCAAGCCAUGAACCUCAUUGACAGCUCCCCUGGAAUAUUACACAUCCGGGUCAAAAGAGCGCCUGUUGGUUUUCAGUCUGUGGUGCUUAUGACUCGAGCCCCAUCUCCACGUAUAGAUAAAGAAUACAGAGCAGCUCUUCGAGCUAUGUCACCAACAAACCCUCAUCAUGCACCUGUCCGUGAGGUGCACCGCAGCCGCUCCUCCCUGACCAGUGGUCUGACUUCUCCGCCUGGCAGUGAGGCGUACUAUGGUGAGACUGACAGUGAUGCAGACGUUGCGGGUUAUGAGAGGCAACGCAGACAGAAACGCCGCAGCCCAAGUAACUCCAAUCCUGCGAAACCAACAGGGCGAACCUCUCCUGAGGGUGGCGAGACAUCAGAGAUGAGCGGUUAUGACAGUGCUCCUGAUGCACAAGUUAACACCCGUUUGUUGGAAGGACGAGGGGGAGAUGGAAAUGGUGGAGGGGGGCUGCCUGGUGUGGCAAGAAGGGAGGUGAUUUACCAACCACCGGGUCCAGGAAUGUGGUCCUCCCAGACAUCAACUGAGACUUCCUCCAUCAUCUCCUCAGCAGAUGACCAGGGUCCACGAGACGGAGGGCAGGAAGAGGAUAGUGGCUUUUUAGAGCCUGCUAAUGUGCCUCUGGUGUCCCCUGAGAGGGCUAAAGAAGCUCUGAUGCUGAGCUCCCGCAGCCAGCUUGUGCCCAUGGUGGGUCCUGUAAAUAAUCCCAUUGACGAGGAGCUUACAACAACAUACAUGGAAAAGGCCAAGCAAGCCAAACUGAACCGGGGAGAUACGCUUCAAGACAAGCAUGUAAAAGAAGCCAAAAGCAAGUGUCGAACAAUUGCAUCGCUGCUGACAGACGCUCCCAAUCCUCACUCCAAGGGUGUGCUGAUGUUCAAGAAGAGAAGACAACGCUCCAAGAAGUACACCCUGACAAGUUUUGGAAGUGUUGAUGAAGACACGUGCCGUGAUUCUCAAGAGGAAGAUGGUGCAUUUCCUGGCAGUGAAUCUGAGUUUGAUGAGGAUGGCUUCUCAGCAGCUCCAGACCCAACUUGGGACAGUGACUACCUGGAUAUGCUGGAGAAAAGAGCGACUGCAGGCACUGAAGGACGGGGAGAUGGAGUAGAGGAUGCUCCAAGUCCAGGUUUGAGUAACACUGCAGGUAAGGGUGCCCAGCUGUUCGAGCAGCAGAGAAAGAGAGUUGCUGAGCAUGCAAAGAAGGCAGAGGCAGCCAAACCUCAAGUUCCUCCACAAUCUCAGGAACAGUCCCAGAUGUAUCAGUUGCAUCCAGAAAUACAACCACAAAUGCAAUCGAACCUUCAGCCUCAGCCGGUGACAUCACCAUCCACACAACCAGUGCUAUCUCCAGCUCCAGGUUCAGUUGCUGUUGCAGCCCAUGGAGUGCUUAACGGAGAUCCAUCCAACGCUGCAGUCAGCUCAAUCAGCAUGGUUAUGGCUCCUCCACCUGUCGCACCUAAACCAACCACUGCCUCAGUGACUGUUGUACCCAGUCCUGUAAUACCAGCUGAAACUCCAUUGCCCGAACAACCAGCAAGUGGUGUUCUCAACCGAACAGCACGUCCUUUUACCCCUGGUUUCAUCAGCAUUCGAGCUGCUACUGCCCCAGUAACUUUCAGACCAUCUGUCGCAAAGGCGCCUCAACGACCUGUGUCAUCUGCUAUUGUGCCACCACCAUUCUCCACUGCCUCUGAACUUACUAUUAAUACUUCACCAAUAGUUUCCCAAUUUCCCCAUGGUCCUCCCCCAGUGUAUUCUCCACCAUUCUCAGUACCUACUAGCUCCUUUGCUCCAGCACCAGAAAUCUACCCUCCAGGCUUUUCCAGCUCUGCUGAAACAAUUCAGGCAUCACCACCAGUAAGUGCUCUUCAUCAAACUCUAUUUGCAACUGUGACUCCACCAUCUGCAUCUUCAACACAACCAAUCCCACCAGCACCAUUGGUCUAUGUCCCUGUUCCUCCAAAAAUCCAAAGUCCAGGCUCAAUUGAUCCAGUCACCUCAGUACCUUUACUUCAAGGCCCAGCUCCACAGCUACCUCCACCACAAUUGUCUAUAGCACCAAUAACUCAAGUGUCAGCAGUUUCCCAGCCUGAAACUGUACCCUCAACCCCUGUUCCUGGUCCAGGAGGGCGCACAGGAAUUUUACUAGAGGCCAGGCGGCGUGGUGGAAAACCCAAACCUAUGUUCAAUGUGCCAGAGAUUAAAAAGAACUCCCCCAACCCUGAUCUCUUGAAUAUGGUGCAGAACUUAGAUGACAGGUCUGUUAGAUAUAAACAGGGCCAACCUGAUGAGCCUUUCUAUGAUGGAGGUGAUGAAGAAUCUUUUGAGGCCGGAACAGGGAGAAUGCCUCCACCAGUGGCGCCCAAACCUCGCGUCAUCCAUGAAGUGCCAAAAAUUAUUCAAGCAGGGGGAAAAGGAGCUCAAUUGUUUGCUAAAAGGCAAAGUCGCAUGGGUAUGUAUGUGGUGGACACUCCUCCUCAGACCCCUUACCAACAGGAAGUUGCACCACAUAAUACAGUCCAAUUCCUUGACCCUUCUCAAAGUUCUACCCUUCCAUCUCAGUGGAAAUACUCCCCCAAUGUCCGUGCACCUCCUCCCAUUGGGUACAAUCCACUUUUGGCCCCAUCAAUUCCUACUGGACCUCAGAAGGAUACAAGCAAGCCAGAUAUCCGAGGAAAAGGAGGCUCCCAAAGAGAGGGGAUUAAGGCUCUGGAUUUCAUGAGAAGACAGCCUUAUCAGCUCAACUCUGCCAUGUUCAGUUAUGGAGGCAGUGCUGCUAAUCUGUCAGCCAUGCCUUCCUACCAGGCACAGCAGGGUAACUAUGCUAUGGUUGGUAGCUCAUUAACCUCACCUCGACAGAUCCCUGUCAAAACAGCUCGUGUCUAUGAGGUCAAGCGAUUCUCAACACCUACACCCAUGUCAGCUCCCACUCUGACUCCUAAAGUCAUUGCACCUCGAUCAGCCACAACCCUUGGAGAACGUUUGACUCAUUCUGGCAUGACUUCUCCACCUCCUGUUGAAGCCCCUCUUUUAACACCAGCAGCAACACCAAUCUCACCUCCCUCCCAGCCAAUGGGACUGCCCAGCCUCCCGAAGUUCGCUGCGGCUCCUAUUCCAAACCUUGUGCCACCAUCAGCCCCUACACCCUAUACUCCAGUAUCAUACACCGGUGGGCUCCAGACAGCCAAGCAAUUCCAGAGUGCUCCUGAGCUCAGUAUCAUUACCUCCUUGCCUCCACUCAAAUCAAACCCCAUUCAGGCACCUAAACCACAUUUCGUUGCCACUAAAGGAGGUGUUCAACCCCAUGUCUGGAGGCCAGGGGCAAUGUGAACAGCAGCUGAAGAGUUAAUAAUGCAUGUAAUCAUCUUCAUGCUUUUGGAUGGAAAAUCAAUCAGAGAAAACUUUGGACAAGUCAAGCAAAACUUCAAGCAACUUUCUUGAUUCUCUGUAUGUCUCUUGUUAUAUCUUUAACGUACCGGUAUCUUAAAGCAUUUUGAUGAUGGCAUCCCAUCAUCAAACUAUACUGAUAAUGAAAUAACAUGAGAUGAUAAAGGGCUUACAUAUAUAGUUAAAAUCUGAAACUUGUCAACAGUGUGUUGACAAUUUUCAUGCACAAGUUUCAUACCUGAAUUCAAGAAAAUGGGCUGAAACACAUACAUUAUGUUUGUAACGCUUAUGACAUUUAUUCUGCUGCUAACAAAGUGACAAGAAUAGCAAUAAGGUUUAUUACCACAUACUGUAAGCUUUGUAGUCUACCAUACGCCUGUCCUGGAGGAGGUUUGUGUAAGGCUCAUGAAGAUCUCUUCUACUAUUCUAGCAGAAAAAAUACAAUCAAAGCAGAGCCUGUACUGAAUUAUUCUUUGAAACUUGAAAUGCCUUAAAAAUAAAUUAGCUGCAGGUCUGUGAAUAGGAUUGAACCACUGAAGAUUUAGGGUGUGUCAUGUUGACAAGGGGAAGUGGCUUUUAUCUUUGAAUGUAUAAUUCUCAGAAACUAUCCUACUGAAAGGUGUGCACAAAGGUCAUUUUUUGUUGUUUAAAUGUAUGCUCUCUGAUGCAAUAGCAAGGAAAAAACAUGAUAGCUUAGUUCAAGUGUCUGUGUGAUGCAUUUAAAAAUUGUCAAUGUUUUUAAAGAAUUCAGCUUGUCAAUGAACUACAAGUUAAGACAAGCUAUCCUCUUGCAUUGUGUUAGUGAGGUUGGGCUAAAUACCUCUGUGACUGUAACCAGAGACAUGCACAGGUCACAUUCAGCAAGUUCCCCGGUUGUCAUUAAAUGGACAAUUGUCAUUGGAAAUUGCAGCUUCCCACACCCAUGGUUUUUUAGCGUUAAGUGUGAUCAUUGCAGUUAUAUGUAAAUUCUUAAAUUUUAUUAAACAAAUAACACAGUUGAAGGAAUGUGUAGUUUGUUCUGUUUAACUGCUGAUGAAUCUGAAGGGAAUCAAGGGGAUGUCGACGGAUAUGGGGUAAGAGCCUUUUAGGUGUUCAAAGAAAGGGAAUGGCUGUGAAGAGGAUUAUGGGUCAUACAUUGUCGAAGGGUGUCUCAGUCAGAUUACUUCUGGGCAUUUUACUAAAAUGGUCAUGGUUAAAGGGGAGACUGAGACUUCUGAAUCACACCUAAAAUCCCACAGCCUUAGGAAAUUAAAAUGGGACUGUCAGGAAAGUUUGAUGUGAAACAAAAGAAGAUGGAAUGAGGAACAGAUUAUCUGGUAUUUUUCCUUUUGUAAUGGUUAUCAUUAAAAAGUAAGAAUAUGCCAUUUUAAUGGCUAUGUACCUUAAAAGUGCAGAAUGUCUAAUGGAAGUAAGAACAAAACAAGAAAUGGUGUUGCUUUUUUAUUUUACACCCUUUUUUUUAAAAAAAAAAUUAUAUAUAAUUUUUUCUUUAGGUGUUUUUUUUUCUGUUUUCAUAUUUAUAUGGCUCGAAAAGGAUUUAGCUUGUGGUUAUAGUUACUAUGUUGAGGUGUAUAAUAUGACAUACAUGUUUUUGACAGUAGCUAGAUUCCACAAUAAGUGUGAAAUGUUUGUUAUAACGCUGAGAAGAGGUUUAUACUGA